Solea solea (common sole) is the source of this 2916-nucleotide messenger RNA. RefSeq names its product PNKD metallo-beta-lactamase domain containing (gene pnkd). Lineage: Eukaryota; Metazoa; Chordata; Actinopteri; Pleuronectiformes; Soleidae. The transcript has 9 exons. Gene Ontology annotation, molecular function: hydroxyacylglutathione hydrolase activity. Bases 16 to 1095 code for a protein of 359 amino acids. Gene Ontology annotation, cellular component: mitochondrion. The record is from RefSeq and is a predicted model, not a curated record.
CGGCUCACGGAGGCCAUGGUGCCUCACGACUGGAUAAUGCUGCUUGCUGCCGCAUCCUUCCUGUGUGUCUUGUGUUUGUUUGUUCGGUUCAGACGCUCCGUGAAAGUGCUGUGGAGAAAAUCACUCAGCGGGAUAAUGGCCCGCACGGAGAAGCCCCUGUUCCGAAUCGCGUACACGCUCUACACCAGGACCAGACUGGGCUACUUGUACUACAAGAGACAAAUGAGGAAAGCCCGGCAACAGUAUCCUACUGGACAUUCCACAGCUCGCCCCAUGGAGUUCAAUGAUAUCAAAAUAAUUCCAAUCCCAGUCCUGUCUGACAACUACAGCUACCUUGUAAUCGACACAGCCUCCAGUGUAGCAGUUGUUGUAGAUCCUGCAGACCCUCAAAGUGUCCAGGCAGUCCUCGAGGCAGAGGGAGUGAUGUUGGAAGCAAUACUCUGCACACACAAGCACUGGGAUCACAGUGGCGGAAACAAAGGGCUGAAAAAGCUUCACAGCGCAUGCCGUGUUUAUGGACAUGCAGCUGAUAACAUUCCUGGACUUACGCACCCUCUCUCACACAAGGACUCUAUAACAGUGGGACGUUUGCACUUUAAAGUCCUCUUCACUCCUGGACACACAGUGGGCCACAUUAUCUACCUCCUGGAUGGCCAUGCAGUCGGCGGCCCAUCCAGUCUCUUCUCCGGUGACCUGGUGUUUCUCUCUGGAUGUGGGAGGAUUUUUGAAGGCAGUGCAACAACAAUGCUGUCCUCUCUGGACACAGUCGCCUCCUUAAGUGAUGAUACACUUUUAUGGCCCGGUCAUGAGUAUGCGGAAGACAACUUGCUGUUUGCUGCCGAGGUUGAGCCACGCAACGCCACCAGAGAAAACAAGUAUCAGUGGGUGCUGCAGCAGCGAGGCCAGAAGCUGUGCACGUGUCCCUCCACUAUCGGAGAAGAAAAGCAAUACAAUCCAUUCCUGCGCAGCCACUCCGCUGAGCUCCAUGCGGCCCUCGGCCUCCAGCAGUUCCAGGAUGAAGACUGGACCCAGUUCAGGGCUCGAGUGCUGGAGGAGCUGCGGAAAUGCAAAGACCACUUCAAUAGGAGUAGGUAGUACUACAGAGUAGUCCACUACACAGCGGGGGAACUGAACCUUGCUGUGAACUCUCCGCACAGUGGCACAAAGGUAGUGGUUAAAAAAACAAACAAACGCUGAUCUCUGAUGUACUGAUUAUUAAGGCUUGUUUUUUUUGGUUUUUGAAACCUUUGUCGACUUGUUUUAGUGAUUGCAUAUUCAUAUCAAUAAUCCUGUUAUCCAUCCACAGAUGGACAUAGACAUAGCAUUGCUAAUUCAUAGCCUCUCAAACAUUGAGGCGGUAGUUAAAACCUGGUUUCCCGUUCUAAUGUGUGAAAUGCAGGGUGAGAAGUCACCUGCGCGCGACAUAGAUUAAUCAGUUACUGUAGGCUGUGUGUUGUUUACUCCACCGUCUGGUUUAUUUUUAGGAUCAUUUGUUUUGCUGGUUUCAUAUUUAUAUACUGCUGAGGAGUAAUUGCCUUCUCCAUGGACUGUGUGUGUUCGUGACGAGGGUAUUUAGGGAGUGACUGUUUGUUUUGUUUUUUAAAAUCAUUAAAUCAGUUCAUUAUAAUGAUCUUAUUCUGGGAUGUAUUGCUGUGCAGCUCAACAAAACGAAAGUAGCUCAGUCUGAGACUAUUAAUGCUGCACAGCAUGAAACAAGAACAAAUAAUAACAAUAAUAAUAAUAAUAUUAAGAUUGAGCCAAGGCAACCUUCCAGGCUUGAAUGCUAAUAGUGGUACACUUAUGCCACUAGCCUGACUCGCCUCGGCACGGUUAUUUUGCUUUUCCAUUCGCGACAGUAUCUGGUACCCGGUACUUUUUACUACCUGCUCAGGCAAGGUUCCAAUUAGCAAGGAAAUGUCUAAAAUCUCAAUACUUACAGAGGAGUCUGGUGUAUUUAGUGACAGCACUGCUGAAACCCUGCGAUCGCCAGUGACGAGCAGCAUCACAAACUAUGCUGCUGUGCUCCGGAAGCACAGGAAGUACUGAACUAAUCUUUUUAAUUUACUGAUUCUAAUGAUUCAGUACAUCGAAAAUAACUGCUUUACAAGUCACUAGUUUGUAUGAGUCACAGUUACAGUUGAAUGCAGCAGUGCUGUGAUGACUCCGCCCACAUUGUAGAAGGUACUAUAUUGUAAUGGAAAACCAACCAAACCGUGUAGAGUCGAGCCGAGCCGAGGCGGUACUUUGUAGUGGAAAAUCGCUAUUAAUAAAUCAAGGUACUUUUUGUGGAAGCCAGCACAAAGAAUGGUAAAGUCUGUCCACUACCCUUUGAUGUGAUGAUGUUUGCUGUAUCUAAGAGCCAAUUUUCUUCUGACCCUUGACUUGUUCAUGGUGCUUGUUAUUUGUCCACUGACCUGAAUUAGUGGAAUUAUAAUAAUUGUAUAAUUCACACAUGGAAGCACAAACGUAUCGCUAGUGGGCCAAAGGUGAAACGCGUGUUUUCUACUAGAAAACGUUUUUUUUAUUUUUUUUUUUAUUUUGCCAAACUAAUUGUACAUUUUAGAAUUGUAUUUUUGAUGCGUUUGUACUGGCAUUACAUGAACAGCAGCCUUCUCCACAGAAAGGUAUUACAUUGUAGUACAUGAAAUAGGACUGAAUUGUUAAAGUGAUGAUGACAUUAGUUCACUUUAGAUAAAUGCCAACAGUGAUGAUUAUGCUAAAUCAACUUACAGACUUACCGAUCGAUGGUUAAAAAUGUUUUUUGGAGUUUUAUUUCUAAUAUGAGAACACUAUUUCACAGUGACAUUCAAAUUAAAACAAAAAUUACACCUAUUUUUAAUAUAUUGAAGGGUUUAUAAUACUGUGACCUAAUACACUGGCAGAAAGUAUAUCAUGUAAUAAACAUUUUCAUCAGUU